Molecule: messenger RNA, 690 nt
Organism: Parathielavia appendiculata
Lineage: Eukaryota; Fungi; Ascomycota; Sordariomycetes; Sordariales; Chaetomiaceae
Exons: 2
Coding region: 244-573 (109 amino acids)
Source: RefSeq, a predicted model, not a curated record
CAUUACAUGUUCGUAAGUGUUCGUAGGUAAAAGACAGAAAAGUAACGCAAUACUCAAGCAUGAAAGGCGAGACAUCUCUCGCAACUUUGAGUUCAGCCUGGCAGGAGCACGAGAUCACUUACAGUGCCUCUCAGGCUUGCCCAGCAACAUCGAGUUAAGCAAAGACUCCCUUCCAUAUCAAACACAGCACGGUCCCAUCGUUAAGUGAGGUCGAAGCAGAAGGUCCUCAUAUUCCCCGUCAAGAUGCGCCUCCGCACCCUCGCAGUCCUCAGUUGUCUUGCGUCUUUCGCUACGGCCGACUAUAUGAUCGCGAGGACCGAAUGUUUUGCGCGGUGCGAUAGCAGAGCCUCCACAUGGUACACUGCGUACGGGUCAUACUGGAUUGAUGCGAACGAGGGUUGCCGGGAUCCGCCCGACGUUCCGGCCAUGAACCAAAUCUGUAUGGAUUGGGGUAAUCAGCGAGGACACUUUUACUUUGACGGCCAGUCCAGGCGUUGCAUCCGGAAGACCUCGGAGUGGGCAGAAGGUACUCGAGCGGUAUCGCGGUGGGACGAGGUUGCUUGCACCUGGUGAUCGUCACCAGCCGAUGAUGGAGACAGGAGCAUGCGGAUUCCAUGCACUUUAGUAGCACACGAAAGAGAGCGAAAUACACAAGACACCAACCGAAUACAAUAUUGAACGACCUGAAAC